AGGUUCAACAGCAUCAUCGCAUCUCCUCGGCGAAAUUCCGACCUUCGAACUUCCAAGUACUUCAUUUUCGCCUACUCACUGUCUGUCAGUCUGCUUCGCAAUGGAGGGGCUUCUGUUCAACGUGAACAACGGCUACAUCGAGGGCAUCGUUCGUGGAUACAGGAACGGUCUACUCACAGGAUCCAACUACUCCAACCUGACACAAUGCGAGACGAUUGAUGAUCUCAAGCUUCAGCUUGGCCCUGCCUACGGCGACUUCCUAGGCAACCUCCCUCCAAACCCCUCGACUUCGGCCCUCGCAUCCAAGACGACAGAUAAGCUCGUGUCCGAGUUCCGCUAUGUGCGCGCCAAUGCUGUCGGCGCACUUGCGCAGUUCAUGGACUAUGUCACCUACGGCUACAUGAUCGACAAUGUUGCCCUUCUCAUUACCGGCACUCUGCACGAGCGCGAUACCCGUGAGCUGCUAGAACGCUGUCACCCCCUCGGGUGGUUCGAGACGAUGCCAGUCCUCUGCGUUGCAACCAACAUUGAGGAGCUCUACAACAGUGUUUUGAUUGAGACCCCCCUCGCUGCCUACUUCAAGGGCAGUCUGAGCCACCAGGACCUUGACGAGCUCAAUAUUGAGAUUGUUCGCAACACCUUGUACAAGAACUACCUCGAGGACUUCUAUAAUUUCAUCAACAGCCAUCCCGAGAUGAGCAAUACGCCAACGUCGGAGGUCAUGUCAGAGAUCCUUGAGUUCGAAGCUGAUCGUCGUGCCAUAAACAUUACCCUCAACUCCUUCGGUACUGAGCUGUCUAAGGCUGAUCGUAAGAAGCUCUACCCCAGCUUUGGCAGACUCUAUCCCGAAGGCACCUUGAUGCUCUCGAGGGCGGAUGAUUUUGAGGGCGUGCGUCUGGCGGUGGACGGCCAGUCAGACUACAAAAGCUUCUUCGACGCCGCCGGCCUUGGCGGAGGUGCAUCAGGGCCCGGCAACAUGGGUGGCGGCGCAAGUGGCGAUGGCAAGAGCUUGGAGGACAUGUUUUACCACAAGGAGAUGCAAAUCUCCAAGAAUGCUUUCACGAGGCAGUUUUCGUUUGCCAUUGUGUACGCCUGGGUGAGACUCAGGGAACAGGAAAUCCGGAACAUCACCUGGAUUGCAGAGUGUAUUGCCCAGAACCAGAAGGACCGAAUUGGCAACUACAUUAGCGUGUUCUGAUCUAAAUGUCUUGUUUUUCUCCCCAACUUCCUGUAGAAUACCAACCACCAUCCCGCAAUCCCUCCAGCGGGGUCAUCACGGCGCAAGGAGGCACCUAAGGUUAAUGACGCGCAAAAGACCGGCAUCGUUUCUGAUCAGUAUACAUAGUGUACAUAGUGGACAAUGACGAGUCUACACAUCUCUAAAACUACAGUCUUACAGGCUGAUCUGCUCCUUCCACGUAGCCGGAGAGAGUCCCAACGUCGCCAGGAGGUUGGUCCACCUCUCGCUGCCCCUCUCCUUCUUCUCCAUGUACCUCAGGAGUCUCUGCCGCCUGUGGCACAGUAGCCGCAGGUGAA
This is a messenger RNA of Verticillium alfalfae VaMs.102, 1536 nucleotides long. Its product is annotated as vacuolar ATP synthase subunit d. The coding region runs from base 101 to 1198 and encodes 365 amino acids. Gene Ontology annotation, cellular component: proton-transporting V-type ATPase, V0 domain; fungal-type vacuole membrane; vacuolar proton-transporting V-type ATPase complex. The transcript is spliced from 4 exons. NCBI's taxonomy places the organism in Eukaryota, Fungi, Ascomycota, Sordariomycetes, Glomerellales, Plectosphaerellaceae. The record is from RefSeq and is a predicted model, not a curated record. Gene Ontology annotation, biological process: vacuolar acidification; vacuolar transport; proton transmembrane transport. Gene Ontology annotation, molecular function: proton-transporting ATPase activity, rotational mechanism.